This is a messenger RNA of Diorhabda sublineata, 526 nucleotides long. Its product is annotated as whirlin-like. The transcript has 3 exons. Bases 71 to 526 code for a protein of 151 amino acids. Lineage: Eukaryota; Metazoa; Arthropoda; Insecta; Coleoptera; Chrysomelidae. Gene Ontology annotation, cellular component: stereocilium tip; plasma membrane; stereocilia ankle link complex. Gene Ontology annotation, molecular function: protein binding. The record is from RefSeq and is a predicted model, not a curated record.
GCGGCUCUCUAAGUACGGAACACCUUCAGAUACUUAGGAAUUGGCUCAUAAACUUUCCAGAAGCUUCGACAUGAAAGAUGAGCAGAAUCUAUUAGAAACCGAAGGCGGCAUGAGACGACACCAGUCGAUGCAGAGGCUAACACGAGACGGUAUUCCACCAGAACAUAGAGAUCCUGCCAAGGUGGUACAAGACGAGGAAGGUAAUCUGAGGAUAACUGUAAAAAAAACAAAACCUAUCCUCGGAAUAGCGAUAGAAGGUGGAGCAAACACGAAGCAUCCUUUACCGAGGAUCAUAAAUAUAAAUGAAAGUGGGGCUGCUUUUUACGCUGGAGGUCUAGAAGUUGGCCAACUCAUUUUACAAGUCGACGGAACCCGCGUCGACGGUCUUCAGCACCAAGACGUAGCACGUCUCAUAGCCGAAUGUUACGUUCGAAGAGAUAGAGAAGAAAUAGAAUUUCUAGUCGUGGAGGCAAAAAAGAGCAACACGGAGCCGAAACCAACGGCAUUAAUCUUCUUAGAAGCUUAA